Schistocerca serialis cubense is the source of this 7324-nucleotide messenger RNA. RefSeq lists its product as uncharacterized. Lineage: Eukaryota; Metazoa; Arthropoda; Insecta; Orthoptera; Acrididae. The transcript is spliced from 5 exons. The coding region runs from base 194 to 844 and encodes 216 amino acids. The record is from RefSeq and is a predicted model, not a curated record. Gene Ontology annotation, molecular function: sequence-specific DNA binding.
GAAAACCCGACUCGUUCAGUGUUUUUCAUUCGUCGAAUCCAAGGUGACAGAUUCAGAGCUGUGGCGUUUCCUAUCCUUCACUCUUGGUGUCGCCACAUUUGUUGGAUACACUGAUUAGUUAAAACAGCUGCCUAGCGGCACGAAGUGUGAUUUCAGGUUGUUGAAGUGACAUUUGUUGGUUGGUGAGAAGAUUAUGGCUAUGAAAGGUAGCAAAUGCGCCGUUCCAGGUUGUUCGAAUUAUAAAUUACAAAAGGAUAAAUCAUUUUAUAGAUUUCCCAAGGAUAAGGAGCUAUGUAAGCAGUGGGUGAUUUUAACUCAGAAACCUGGUUUAGCUGAAGUGUUCAAAAGCCGAGGGCCAGAAUAUGUUUAUCGAACGUACACUGUAUGCUCGGACCAUUUUCAGGAAAAAGAUUUCCGGAACAAGAUAUGGUUAAGCCAAGGUCUUUGGCGUGGUGCGAUACCAUCACGGUUGUUACCCAAACGUAAACAAACUGUACCAGACAGUGGAAGAAAUGGGGAAGUGGCGACAGUGUUAAGUGAUACGAACAGUGUACAAAAUGAUUCAGCCUCAAAUCAAAUGGCGAGGGGAUUCUCUGCAGAACGGGAGUCAGCAGAAAUAUACUUAGCAGUAAAUCAGUAUUGUUUUCAGAGUUGUACGCCAGAAGCUCACCAGCCACGUGAGAGUAUAACUGUGAAGGUGGAACAGGAGCCUGAAUAUGGAGGGAACUCCUCUGAUAAGCACAGACCACAGGAACCUGAAUACAUAGAAGUUAAGGGCGAGCCGCUCGGUGAGGAGGAAGCUACCGAUGAGGGUGCCACAGAGAGGGACUCCCUCUGUUUCUGAUCCUCAGAGCUGAGCUGUCUACGUUUGUGGUCCGAAUGUGACCGUAACUGCAGACUGGGAGGGAGCUGCACGCUGGAACUGCAGCUGCCGGAGUCUGGAACUUCACAGGUCUCCAUAAAGGAGGGGGGACAGCCUGGGUAGUUGUGAGUCAGAUGUGAUGAAGCUGAUAGACUUGAGAGAAGAAAGCCACUGCAAACUGGAGAGGGGUCACCUCCAGCAACGGCCACAGUGAAAAGCGUCUUCUUCUAUGCAUUUGAUGUGUGUACAUAUGACUAGGGUUUUUACUCCUCCAUAUGUAUUUUCCAUUUAUUAUUUCCCCAUUUGCGGAAAUAUUCCCACUUUUCUAUUUAAUAUGUUCAGGUACCAUCUUAGCUAAAAUUAAAUGGAGAAGUUUUACUGUCUUUGCGUAGGGUUGCCAUAAUCCAAGGACGAAAAUCGAGGAAAAAAAUUCGGUGGUUAUAAAGAUGUGGUUGAAAUUUGGACCGAUAUGUUGUGCAAGUGGCCAUGUGUUUGCAUUUCAGUUGAAUCUUCAUUAUUACUUUACAGUGGUAAUUAUGAAGAUGUGGUUGAAACCUGGAAUCACACAACGUCCUUUCACCUUUCUGCAGGUCACCAAAUCUUCAUAAUUACCCCAAUUCAAACAGUAAUUCCAUCAGCAAAGAAGUUGUAAUUAACAAGGAAAAUUAAUCCAAGCAUUAAUGAUGCCUAUAAAGGAGUGUUCAAUGAUGAAGAAAAUUAAUUGCAAUUGACAUUAAAUAACUUUUUUAAUUAAAAGCACUGAACACGAAUUAUUAACAUGUACACAAUCAUGCUGCUACAAUUGAUAUAUAUCUUUCACUUUAUGCUUUAAAUCAGUCAUAUUUCUCUGAGCCCUGGACAGAAGAUUCGGAAUCAGUCAAUGAAAAUUUGUGCAAUUUGUGUUUUUCAUGUUACAUUAGAUUUGGAGCAUUGCAUUGACUGAUGAUGUUGAAGCUAGCCUGUUUCUUUCUUCUGCCCAUUGUGCAUUCACCAGUGAAAACACUCUCUCCACAUUGGCAUUAUGCCCUGGAAUGGAGAAACAGUACUGCAUAAUAGCAAGCAGUUCUGAAUACUGCUCUUUAGAAACAAUCCUCAAAAAAUGUAACCCACUUUUUAUGAGGCAUCAUCAUCAAAUUCUGGUUAUCUUCCUGUGUAAGAAAACAUUUGUUUCACUAUCUGUCCAAAUAGCAAACUCUCAUCCUCUUUUCAAGUUGUUUCCUUGCAUCCACUUAAGUGUACAUUCAACUUUUUCCCAAUCAGGUAUUGCCUGUAACAGUAUCCAGUCAAAAUUUCAAGUUCUGAUAAAGGCUUGCUCCAUUUUAUCAGAUAAUCUGUUACUGUCUGAUAAAAUGCCAUGACAACCUCUUGAAAUUUUGACUGCUGAUACUGGGAGAGAUCUGACAUUAACUCUUUUACUUUCGUAGUCAUGAAUUUACAUUUCUUUCUUUCCUCUAAAACAUUGCACAAAGUUUUUAAGUUCCAACCUAACCGCAUUCAUAGUGAUGUCCUCUUUCUCAAUGUUGGUGAUAGCCUUUUGAAAUGGACUCAUCUGAGCAAGCAGAAAGUGUAAAUACAUCUCUCCACAAGCAUAAGAAAAAAAGGCUUCAGAAUAUUUGGACACUUAUUGAGCGAUAGGAAGUAUGAUUUAAGAGCUUGAAACAUGUAUAUGAAUGUUUCAAUUGCAGGAAAUAAGCUCAUCCACCUAGUUUUCACAUGCCUAAGUAAAUGUGAGUCACAUGGAGAAAAUCACAAAAAUCCCUUAAUGCUGCUACACGAACAGUACAAAUUCAAAAGUGGUUAUAGACCUUAAUAAUUAUACUUUGCACAUCUUGUGAAUGUAUGUUGGUUCCAUUUUGAAUAGCAUUAUGCGGUACAUGAACUGGGCAACCUACCCCUACUAUGGACCUGUUUAGUUGGUUUUCAAGUUUCUUGAAUACAUUGUUUUCCCCUUUUCUUUCAACACCUCCAAAGUUAGUGUAUGUAUUAUUCCCACCAAAAGCACAAACUGUGUCACUAAAGUUGAAUUCUGAAAUUAUUUUACACACACACACACACACACACACACACACACACACACACACACACACACACACACACUCACACUCUGUACUGGAGGUUUCAUUGUCACAAUCAUUCAAAUGAAAUAAAUUACUUCGAACACCGUGUGUGAUGUCAGCUUGUGAUUACUAGCAUCUGUACUGAUCCCAACAUAGUUAACUUUUGAUACAUUAUGUUUAACAUUGCCUUUUAUGAAAGAUGCUAUAACAUCGUUAAAAAUUGUUUCAGUUUUAGUUUUUGCACUCUGAAACUGAACUGCUACCUUUGAAUCACUAAAAAUUUCACUAAUGAUUUUUGAUGUACCGGACAAAGAAUUGUACGAAUGGUAGUGUUUCACAGCAUGAAACGUGAAUGUUUCUUCUGCUGCAGCAACCUUUUUAGGUUCUGUCUGAUCAGCACUAAAAAAACUGAUCAACUGUUUGGAAGUUGAAUCAGGAUGCACAGCUCUUGUGUUUUUCUUGCUUGUUAUAUGGUCAUUGAGAGCUCAUUUCCCUCCAUUGGCGAUUGAAAUGAAGCAACUGUAAUGAAAUAAUUUAGGAUUAGUUGCCAUUUAACCAAAAGCACGCAAAUUAAUAUUUAGUUUAUGUACGUGCACAAUCUAUUGUGCUAUGUUUUGAAGUGUCACAACUACUAAAUUUUUACACCUCAAAACACACGUUUUUGACAGCUUUCAUUCUGUGGCCACCCUGAAAACUAAAUUUGAUGGCACGGUGAAAAUAUUUUUUUCAAUAACUGAAAACUAUCGCCUGAAAAUAAAUUGCGGGAGACUUAGUUUUUAAACACGCACAGCUUGAGCAAUUUGAUUAAUACUCAUUUGUAUGCUUCCUACAAAUGAUAGGCAUUGUUUACUGUUAUGUACCUACAAUGCAUUGUACUUAUCCACAUACUUUGCAAAUAGCCUCAUGUUCAUUUCUUCCACAUUUAAUAAUUGGAAACGCAUCAAUAUAUUUUUCUCGAAAAUGUACUUUUCGUUUCGACAUUUUAAAUUUCAAAUUCUGUGCAAUAACACCAGAGGUACACUUAGCACUACUGACUGUUAACUUUACACGACUAAAGAAUAUCAGAUACCGACAGCAGAGAUGUUGUAAACCAACAGCGGAAAACUGAAACAACCGCAAAGAAUAGACUAUUGCACUGCUUCCACAGUCUGUUCUGAAAAUAGCCGAGCGAUUUUGAAAUGACACAGAAUAUCAGCACAGGUUUCAAUGGCUAUCGUGAAGUUUGCAGGAGUUAUGAAACACUUGAUCGGUGGCCAGUAGCAAAAUUUGCGUAAAAAAUUUUUUUACUUACUAGCCACUUUUUCCGCAGACAUUUUCCUGUUCGGCCAGGACACCCAUCUUUGAGCAUAAAAUCGCGGACUGCCUGCGAAAUCCACGACGUAUGGCAAUCAUAUCUUUGCGUGAAUACACACACACACACACACACACACACACACACACACACACACACACACACACACACAUAAUUGACAUUCUGUCUACUCUCACAUAAAAAAAUCAGUUUUGGAAAAUAUAAUGUAAUUGGAUAGAUAAAAAAAUCUACUCAAGAAGUGGUGACUGAAAAUACACAAAGAUACAGAAAUUCACAAGCUUUCGGAGCCUUUGGUACCUUCUGGUAGAAGGUUUGAAGGAGAAGGAAGGUUUAGGAAAAGGGGUAGAGUUUGGAAGUCACCCAGAACACCAGGUCAGGGCAGACAUACUGGAUGGGAUGAGAAGCAAAAAUUGAUAGGAACUGCACUGGAAGAGAUAUGAAAACCUGAGAGCUUAAAAGUGGAAGAUAAGACAGAGAUUACCAACAUGGAUUCCAAAUAUCCAGGGUGUGGACAAUCCUCGCAGGGUGAUGGCCACACCACACUAACGUACAGCACUCUGUGAUACAACUCCAACCAUAGCUAGUGUGGCUGAACAGGAAGGCCACUUUUGUAAUGUACUAUGUUACGUUCCGUAGUAAUUCGGAGCAGACCAUCCGCGCAUGCAAUGUUUCCAUGUUAUUGUUACAUUUUAAUUCUUGAAUUUUUACUUUUUUACCAUUUUUAACACUUUUCAGUGUACAUCUGGCUUUUGAGCGCUGAAGUGUGCACCCCACCACAACAUACCAGGUGAUCAAAAAGUCAGUAUAAAUUUGAACAUUUAAUAAACCACGGAAUAAUGUAGAGAGACACACUUGCUUGGAAUGACAUGGGGUUUUAUUAGAACAAAAAAAAAAAAACCAAAGUUCACAAAAUGUCCGACAGAUGGCGCUGGACAGCAAAUCAGUGACUGCGCAUAACAAUCCUGUAUAAAAGGAGCUGUAAUGAGAGAGACAGAGAAUCAGAUGCGCCAGCAGUCGCAGCAUGUUGACGUUACCUGAAACGGCGCUUUUAGUGAAGCUGUAUUAUCAGAAUGGGGAAUGUGCUAGUUCAGCGUUACGAUCCUAUCGCCAUAGGAACAGGAUUCGAACGGUAAGGUCCGUUGACAAAUGCAGCUGUGGCGAGAAUGAUUUCGAAGUUCGAAGCCACGGGCUGCUUAGCCUUAGACGAUAGACCCCGUAGUGGCAGACCGAGCACAAGGCGUAAUGCUGCUGAGACAGUUCUGGAAGAAAUGGAGACUGUAGCGGGUUCGUCUAUGCACAGGGAAGUCAGCGCUCGUGCAGUCGCACGUCGCACCGGCAUUCCAUACACUACUGUUUGGUUGGCACUGAGGCGUACCCUCCGAUGCUAUCCGUACAAAAUCCAUCGGCAUCGUGAACUGUUACCUGGCGAAUUAGUGAAGUGGAGGACAUUUGCAGUGUGAGCGUUUCAUGGCGGAAGAUGACGAUUGGUUGAGUAACGUGUUGUGGACCGACGAAGCUCAUUUCACACUCCGAGGGUCUGUCAGUGCCCACAACUGCAGAAUUUGGGAUACCGAAAAUCCUAGAACUGUCGUGGAAACUCCAUUGCACGAUGAGAAAGUCACAGUAUGGGUUGGAUUUACCACAUCUACUGUUAUUGGGCCUUUUUUCUUCGAGGAAAUGCGUGAUUCUGGUUUUGUAACUACUACUGUGACGGGUGAGAGGUACGCCGAUAUGUUACAGAACCGCAUCAUCCCCAGCCUGGCUGAUGAACACCUGCUGGAAUGUACGAUACUUAUGCAGGAUCUGCUGGAACGUACGAUGUUCAUGCAGGAUGGCGCUCCACCCCAUAUUGCUAGACGCAUGAAGGAUCUCUUACACGCGUUGUUUGGUGACGAUCGUGUGCUCAGCUGCCAAUUUUGUCACGCUUGGCCUCCCAGGUCCCCAGACCUCAGUCCGUGCAAUUAUUGGCUUUGGGGUUGCCUGAAGUCGCAAGUGUAUCGUGAUCGACACAUCUCUAGGGAUGCUGAAAGACAACAUCCGAUGCCAAUGCCUCUCCAUAACUCCGGACAUGCUUUCCAGUGCUGUUCACAAUAUUAUUCCUUGACUACAGCUAUUGUUGAGGAAUGAUGGUGGACAUAUUGAGCAUUUCCUGUAAAGAACAUCAUCUUUGCUGUGUCUUACUUUGUUGUGCUAAUUAUUGCUAUUCUGAUCAGACGAAGCGCCAUCUGUCGGACAUUUUUGAACGUUUGUAUUUUUUGGUUCUAAUAAAACCCCAUGUCAUUCCAAGCAUGUGUGUCAAUUUCUACCUCUCUAUCUACAUUAUUCCGUGAUUUAUUCAGUUUUCAAAUUUAUACUGACUUUUUGAUCACCUGGUUUUUGCUGUAUAUGACUUUCUUCUCCAGGUUAAGGAACCAUCUGUAUGUAAUACUGUGCACGCGCACGCACGCGCGCACACACACAGUGAAAUGGAGUUUACUUGUGCUGACUGCCACAAGGCCGGCAGCAGAGUCUAACACCUCUUGCAGGACAGCAGCCACCCACUCCCCUCCGGUACUGUAUGUGGUCAGAUGAUUGUGACAAGACUACAAUAAUGUGCAGCAUGUUGAUGAAAUGUACUGUGGAUGAACGCAGCUCUCGGGUUGGCAGUCUAUUACCAGUUUAGCUUUUACUCGGUGUGGCUUCUCACAGUCCUCCUUGCUUGCGAUCUGUUGCUGUUCUGUGCAUUAAUUUGUACUUCUUGACUGAGUUUACAACAGUGUGCAGGAAAUUGGGAAUAGUAGGUUGUUCGAUGUUCUCUACCGGCUGACGGAGGUUCUGGUAAUCUCGUGGUCAAAUGUCAGGAAAUAUAAAAGGCCAUGGCCUGACAAUUGCACAAGAAAAACAUAACAAAAAUAGAAAAGUGGGAAAGAGCGUCACUUCAAGAUUUCUAGAGCACACAGAAUAUCUGAAGCUUGGAAAUGAGUGAAUUAUGUAGUCAUGUUGUAUUUAAUGUGGAACAAAUGCUUUGUUUGCCUUGUUACUCAUAGACACCAUUGCUAUGUACCUGAAUACUCUGUGCUACUUGUGUAGUCAAUAAACUGUGUAUACAGUGUA